AUGAGCAAGAGUUAUCAGAGCGUUCCUCAAGAGGAACCCAUAGAAAGUAAUGUGGGACCUGCCCAAGCUCCUCCUUCCUACACAGAAGUCGGAGAAACAAAUCCUGCUGCAACUCCUGCUGUGGAGGAGGUAUUCAAGGAUACAAGGCCGGUGGCCGAAUGUGGCCGAACCAUUCGAAUGGCCUUUUUGAGAAAAGUUUAUGCAAUUCUGAGUGCUCAGCUUUUUGUCACCUCGUUAUUUGGCGGCAUUUUUUAUUUGGAACCGACAUUGUCCCUUUGGGUGAAAAACCACCCAUGGUUUUUACUUGUCAAUUUCUUUGUGUCUCUGGGCGUCCUCUUCGGCCUUAUUUUGAAGCCGUAUUCGUACCCUAGAAACUACAUUCUCCUUUUUACAUUCACGGCUUUGGAAGGUCUUACCCUAGGCACUGCCAUUUCCUUCUUCUCAGCUCGCAUUAUCUUGGAAGCCGUGUUUAUUACCCUCGGAAUCUUUGUGGCUCUUACCGCUUUUACUUUCCAAUCCAAGUAUGACUUCAGUCGUCUUGGAGGCUUUCUCUACAUUUCGUUAUGGACGCUUGUUUUAUCCCCCUUGGUUUUUAUGUUUAUGCCAUCCAUGCCCUUGGCUGAACUGGCUUUUGCUGGCUUUGGCACACUUGUCUUUUGCGGUUACAUCUUGUACGACACUCAUAAUAUCCUUCAUCGCUAUUCUCCCGAAGAAUUCAUCAUGUCCAGUUUGAUGUUGUACCUUGACUUUAUCAACUUGUUUGUUCGUGUUCUGCAGAUCGUCGGAAUGCUUCAAGAUGAUGAUCGCUAA
Schizosaccharomyces osmophilus is the source of this 810-nucleotide messenger RNA. It is a transcript of the gene bxi1, whose product is annotated as BAX inhibitor family protein Bxi1. The coding region runs from base 1 to 810 and encodes 269 amino acids. NCBI's taxonomy places the organism in Eukaryota, Fungi, Ascomycota, Schizosaccharomycetes, Schizosaccharomycetales, Schizosaccharomycetaceae. The record is from RefSeq and is a predicted model, not a curated record. Gene Ontology annotation, cellular component: membrane. The transcript has a single exon.